AUGCGACUGUACUUUUUCAUUUUGCUGACGGCCUUGAGUUGUGCACAUUCCGUGCGCGACAUUGUCGAUGACGACGAGGUGCUCGAAUCACAUGAAGCAAAGGAAAGGCAAGCUGCCAGACACGGGCCCUCCAGACACGAGGCCGGGGGCAGUGGCCCCGAGCCUCAGGCGGCUGACGACAGCGGCCUCGACGAGGAUGAGGACGAGGAUGCCGGUGGGUCGGAGAGAGAAAAGGAUGCAUUCGAAGGCACGGCCGAGGAUAACGUUCAGAUCGAGGGUGCCGUGGAAGAGUUCAACGACGCUACGAAGGACGCGGAGAAGAAAGCCAAGUUGGUAGACAAGAAUUUCGCCAAGUACAACGGGAGGUUGGGCGAGCUUCAAGAUCAGUUGCGCAAAUUAUCAGCCAUGGCGAGAAGCUACCACCUGCAGACGAUCAAGUGGUUCAAGAACGCUGAGCAAGACAAGUACUCUCCCAUUGCCAACAUGCCGCUGGACACGUUCAAAAUAUCAAAAAGCAAGGACGAUUUUCCUUUGGAGUCUGUGUCGUAG
Molecule: messenger RNA, 549 nt
Organism: Symbiodinium necroappetens
Lineage: Eukaryota; Dinophyceae; Suessiales; Symbiodiniaceae
Source: the annotation of a GenBank genome assembly